Dothidotthia symphoricarpi CBS 119687 is the source of this 1890-nucleotide messenger RNA. RefSeq names its product CHL4-domain-containing protein. The record is from RefSeq and is a predicted model, not a curated record. The transcript has a single exon. Gene Ontology annotation, biological process: CENP-A containing chromatin assembly; chromosome segregation. The coding region runs from base 240 to 1724 and encodes 494 amino acids. Lineage: Eukaryota; Fungi; Ascomycota; Dothideomycetes; Pleosporales; Dothidotthiaceae.
GCGUCGCACGUGAGAUUCAGUCAGCAGGAAACGCGUGAUCAUUGUAGACGUGUGGACAGCAUUGGUAAUAACAAUUAUGAAUAUCACGCACCUUUGCCGAAGCGCUCCCGGUUCAUCAAGAUGGGUAGUCAUCACGUGCUGCGCGUUCCACCAACGCGACGUGAUACCUCGACCUAGUCGAUGACGAGCGUAAACAAAUGCUCAACGCCAUAUAGGUAGACAACGGCGCCCCGCACGCAAUGGCCACUGCCCCAGAUUACAAGAAUGUCUCUCACUCGCAUCGACUGCCCGUCGCCCAUCGCGAAGUCCAGCGCACCUUCACGAAACUCUCCCGCCAAUCGCUCAUUUCGCUCGCGCAGCAGUGGCUGAGCAAGAAGAAUCGCGACUUUUGCAAACCUUUUCUACUCGGCGACCGAGGCGAGAAUGACGAUGAGGACGAAGAAGAGCUCUAUGAGCCAGCGCAAAGCGUCGAGGAGCUGCAAGAAACGUACAAGCAACUAGCAGCGCGCAAGGGAGGACGGAGGGAGGUGCUCGAUCGCAUACUCGACGGCGACUGGCGAACAGGCGUGUCCAUGUACCAGCUGGCGACCGCCGAGAUUCAGUACCUGCUCGAUCACCCAAACGCCUUGCGCUGGACUGCGAAACGGCUCACCAAGAUACCCAAUGCGCGAUCAGCAAUCACAGAUAUGGAAGUCACCAACGACUCUGAUCACCUCCCACGAUUCCAAGCGCAAACCUUCAUGUCGAAUCUCGCGAGGGAGCUGACGCCCCUGAUGAAGGCGCAUUACCUGAUCACGAGAAUCAAGACUUCGCCAAUGACGAUACUGCGUGUGUACAUACACGACUCGCCCUACAGCAACGAAGCGUCGCUAGCAGCGGAUUCUCACAGUACCGACAGUGCGAAAGCGGUCUUCUUCAUAUGGCCGAAUGGCUCGCCUUUUGUGUACUCGUCGCUGGCGACGCUGACAGGACAGGUCGUUGGAGACGACGGGAGACAUUUGAGGGACAUAGUGCAGCAAGCGAUACCAAAGGCCUUUUCGCGGCCGUCCGCGCGCUAUCAACUCACAGGCACAAACUUCACCACCAAAUCACUCGAUGCGCUUCUCACAUAUCGUGGGCCUGGGAAAAGUAACGCGGCAGCUGGAGGAUGGAGCAUCUUCCAGGACCACAACUUCAGCCAGAACGCACUCGACUUCAUUACUGCACAACGGAGCGAUGGUCAAGACAAGAACACAUCAAACAACGGGACAAAACCUGGGCCAGGGCGGCCGAAGCGGACGCUGGACACAAUAGAGACACCCGAAGCAAAGAGAAGAAAGGCAGUAGCACAAGGUCGUUUCGGUUCCUCUGCGCAGCCCGAUGACGGCCAAGGUCUUGAGAGAGUCGAGGUCCGCAUAGACGACCCCUUCCCUUCCUCCGCUGAGGUCGAUGAUGAUAGGUCAAACAUCGAUCAACCUGCAAAUCCGAUUCGUAGGGGUCGUCCCUCGCUGCUCGAUAGAACAGCGGAAGAUCUCGAAGAGAUUCAAAACGAGGAAGGAUGGGUACCGAACGUGCGCAUAACUUUCCAAGGUACACACGUCUUCGCUGGCAUCAGACAGCUGGUGGAAGAAGGCAUUGUGGAUGGCGAGAAGAUGCCAGGAUGGAUGACAGGCGAGGCAGGCGUGACAGUAGGCGCAGUACGAGAUGGACGGAUGCGCACAAAAGAGGGUGUUCCUGGUGUUUGAAGAAGCACAAGCCUUGAUAUACGGAAUCAGCGGGCGUCUUGAUUGAUAUUGGUAUACCCUGGCAACGCGGCGCAUGGCGUUUUGUUAUCGAAGCGUGCUGCAAUGAUUCUGCGAAGCGUCUUUUAUGAUAGCAGGUAUGAGUAACGUUCUAUCCUCUUUUCUUCGC